Molecule: messenger RNA, 1848 nt
Organism: Tripterygium wilfordii
Lineage: Eukaryota; Viridiplantae; Streptophyta; Magnoliopsida; Celastrales; Celastraceae
Product: terminal nucleotidyltransferase 4B-like
Exons: 13
Coding region: 67-1686 (539 amino acids)
Biological process (GO): RNA 3'-end processing
Cellular component (GO): nucleolus; TRAMP complex
Molecular function (GO): mRNA binding; poly(A) RNA polymerase activity
Source: RefSeq, a predicted model, not a curated record
AAAAACCCGAUUUAAAUCCCAAUUCAAAAGCUCCGUUUGCAAGGCUUUUCGCUCACAAAACCUCCGAUGGACGGCGGGGAACCAGAAACGCAAACCCCAGUCUACCUAUACGAAACCCUAACUCCUCUCUCUCUCGGAACAGAACCCACCACUCCCAAUGUUCAAUCCCCGGUGUCUGAUGAUGCCUUGGAGCCCUACAGCGUAUUCCGCAAUGAGAUAUCACUGUAUACGCUCGACAGUGCUGUGGACGUGGAUCCAUCGGCGCCUGAUUUCUUCUCUCUCAAUGUUGGAGAGCCAGAGCCUGAGCCGGUGACGCCGGCUAGUGCACCAGCUGAGCCGGUAACGCCUGUUAGAGGAAUUGAGCCUAGACUCGAGAGUUCAUGGUGGUUUGGAGGGAAUAGCAGGUUUAAGAGCCCUAUGCUUCAGCUACAUAAAGAAAUAGUGGAUUUUUGUGAUUUUCUGUCUCCAACUCCUGAAGAACAAGCUUCCCGCAGCAUGGCAGUAGAAUGUGUCUAUGAUGUUAUUAAAUAUAUCUGGCCCAACUGCAGGGUGGAAGUUUUUGGGUCAUUCAAAACUGGCCUGUAUCUUCCUACUAGUGAUAUUGAUGUUGUGAUUCUGGGGUCAGGUAUCAGAAACCCACAACCUGGUUUGCAGGCUCUCUCUAGGGCUUUGUCACAAAGGGAAAUUGCAAAAAAGAUACAGGUGAUUGCAAGGGCUCGUGUGCCCAUCGUCAAAUUUGUAGAAAAGAAGAGUGGUGUUGCAUUUGAUGUAAGUUUUGAUGUGCAAAAUGGACCCGUAGCUGCUGAUUUUAUCAAGGAUGCAGUAUCCAAGUGGCCUCCAUUACGACCACUGUGUUUGAUUUUGAAAGUAUUCUUGCAGCAGAGAGAACUUAAUGAGGUAUAUUCUGGUGGGAUAGGAUCUUAUGCCCUUCUUGCCAUGCUGAUAGCAAUGUUGCAGUGUCUCCGUGAAUCCCAUCCUGUUCCAGAACACAACUUGGGAGUUCUUCUGGUGCACUUUUUUUAUUUCUAUGGACGCCAAUUGAACACGGCGGAUGUUGGCAUAUCUUGCAAUGGAGCAGGAAUCUUCUUUCCAAAGAGCAGCAGAGGGUUUAUGAAUAAAGGGCGGCCCUCUCUGAUCUCCAUUGAGGACCCACAGGCACCAGAGAAUGACAUUGGGAAGAACUCUUUUAACUAUUUCCAGAUACGAUCAGCUUUUGCUAUGGCAUUUUCAACCUUGACAAAUCCGAAGACCAUAUUAAGUCUAGGCCCUUACAGAAGCAUUCUUGGUACCAUAAUUAGACCAGACCCAGUUUUGGUGGAGCGCAGAGGAGGAUCCAUGGGAGAAAUGACUUUUGAUAGCUUGCUGCCUGGAGCCGGGGAGCCAUUACAGUUACACAAUGAAGAUAAGCAGGAAAUUCUUUGCAACUGGCAGUAUGAGGAUGAAGAAGAACCACUUCCACGUGGAGACAGUAUCGUUGGAGACUUUAGUGCUCCUUCCUCAGAGAAGAAAAGGAAGUCUUCCUCUCGAGACAAGUCUGGAAAGAAAAAGAUAAAACAGAAAGCCGGACAUGAAGAAAGCAGCAGUUCAAGAAGAGAGAAGGGUACAAAGAAGAAACAUUGGAGGCAUAACAAAGAUGGUGUUGAUCAUCGUAGUAGUCAUUAUGCUCGAUCUCCGCAAAGUUGGUGAAAAUACAGGUCUGCUCAAUGGUGGUUGAUGACCGCGCUCAACCGUGCUUGGUGCUUGAUCACCAUGAGUUUUGGGUUGUAUUUAUCUCGAAAAUUUUGAAAGAGUAAGCUUCAUUCGUUCAAAUUGCAGAUGAAAUGGAAGGAAAUCCCUGUCACAAACAAA